Ilex paraguariensis (yerba mate) is the source of this 1480-nucleotide messenger RNA. NCBI's taxonomy places the organism in Eukaryota, Viridiplantae, Streptophyta, Magnoliopsida, Aquifoliales, Aquifoliaceae. The record is from the annotation of a GenBank genome assembly.
AUGUUAAAUGGUGGCACUUUCUUGCUUCCUCGCCUCCCUCUUUCUUCCUCCGCCCGAAGCACAAUUUUUUUGAGCAAAAUGAGCACAAUGGCAGAUCCAUUAUGUCGGAAGUUUGUUCCAGUUGAACAGAGUGAGAUUACUUCGAUAAGUAAACCUGAUGGCUUCAAAUUCCGUCUUGUCUCAUACAACAUCUUGGCUCAGGCAUAUGUAAAGAGUGCUCUUUUUCCACACUCUCCAUCGCCUUGUCUCAGGUGGAAACCUCGUUCCCAGGCAAUAUUGACUGUUCUCAAGAGCCUUGGGGCUGAUUUCCUUUGCUUACAGGAGCUAGAUGAGUAUGAUAGUUUCUACAAAAGAAAUAUCGAAAGCCAUGGCUACUCAAGUAUCUACAUUCAGAGAAGUGGGCAAAAGCGUGACGGGUGUGGGAUCUUUUAUAAACCUAAUAGUUCAGAAUUGGUCAUAGAGGAGAAAAUAGAUUACAAUGAUCUUGUAAACUCAGUACAAAGUGGAGCAACAUCAUGCGAGGUACAAAAUAAUGAUGCGCCGCUAUGUGGUGGAAAUAAAGAUGCCGGAGUAAAAGAUUUAGAGCCAAAAAAUAACCGAGAGGAUCGUGGAGAUCCUAAUGAUCCGCUUGUAAGAUUAAAACGUGACUGCGUUGGUAUCAUGGCUGCCUUCAGGCUUAAGGAUCCUUCUGGCCAUCUCAUUAUUGUUGCAAACACGCACCUUUACUGGGAUCCAGAAUGGGCUGAUGUUAAGCUUGCACAAGCUAAAUACUUGCUGUCACGCUUAGCUCAAUUCAAAAUGCUGGUAUCAGACAAAUUUGAAAGCACACCUUCUGUAAUUGUUGCCGGUGACUUCAAUUCGGUCCCUGGAGAUAAGGUAUAUCAAUACCUUGUUUCAGGCGGUUCUUCCUUGGGGCUUCUGUCUGAAUGUCAUGAAGAUCCACCAAUAUCAUUAUGUAGUGUUUAUGCACAUACAAGGGGAGAACCACAAUUCACAAACUGCACGCCUGGUUUUACUGGUACUCUUGACUACAUAUUUUUUUCUCCUUCUGGGGAUGUCAAACCAGUCAGUUACCUUGAACUUCCCGAACCAGAAUCAUCUGAUGUACACGGUGGAUUACCAAAUUACCAGCACCCAAGUGAUCAUGUGCCAAUUGGUGCUGAAUUUGAAGUUGUGUGAGGAAAAUAAAUAUCAUUGGGCGGGUCACAUUUUGCUGCUGCUCCUGCUGAUUCGUCUCUCUUCCUUCGCGAUGACCAGAAAGAGAAAGGAGAAAACCCUCCCUGGUACGUGGGGAUUUCAAGGCAGCUAACCAUUCUUUGUUUUUGGAAAAUUUAUCUAGGAAGCUCCCGCAGCAUUACUUGAAUGGUGUAACAAAAUGCAUUGAACUGUUUACUUUCCCAGUUUUGCAUUUCGUUGUACAAAUGAGAUGCAAUAAUUCCAUUUUUAUGUUUUCAAAAUCGAGGACAAAUUUGAAGUGGGA